AUGUCUUCCCGCCAAAAACUUCAAGGGUAUGAAUUUUAUCAAAAAGUUCUCGGAAGCCCAAAUUAUAUUUUAGCACCUAUGGUCGACCAAUCUGAAUAUGCAUGGCGUAUUUUGUCGCGUCGUUAUGGUGCUCAAGUUUGCUAUACUCCAAUGAUUCACGCCAAAAUGUUUUGUGACGAAAGUAAUAAACAAUAUCGGACCGAUGUAUGGUCCACCGGAAAAUAUGAUCGUCCAUUAAUAGCUCAGUUUUGCGCGAAUGACCCAGAGAUAUUGUUCAAAGCUGCUUUAAAAGUACAAGAUCAAUGUGAUGCGGUUGAUCUAAAUUUAGGCUGUCCGCAGCAUAUUGCUAGGCGUGGACAUUAUGGUUCUUUUUUACAAGAUGAAUGGAAUUUGAUUUUUAAUUUAAUAAAUAUACUUCAUAAAAAUCUGUCUAUUCCCGUAACAGCUAAAAUACGUGUUUUUCCGGAGGUAGAGAAAACAAUACAAUACGCCAAGAUGAUAGAAAGUGCUGGCGCACAGUUAUUGACAGUACAUGGUCGAGUACGUGAACAAAAAGGUCACAAGACUGGUUUAGCUGAUUGGGAACAGAUUCGUAAAGUUAAACAGAAAUUUCUCGUGAUUUCCAGAGAAGCUCUCAAAAUCCCUGUUAUAUCCAACGGAAAUAUACUUUAUUUUGAAGAUAUUCAGCGAUGCUUAGAUGCAACUGGCGUUGAUGGAGUUAUGUCUGCUGAGGGUAAUUUAUACAAUCCGGCUAUAUUUGCUGGCAUUAAUCCUCCAGUAUGGCAAAUGGCUAAGGAGUAUUUGGAAAUCUGUCAAACUGUUCCAACUAAAAUUUCUUAUAUAAGAGGCCAUCUUUUUAAGAUUUAUCGACCAGCUCUCCCAUAUCACACAGACAUAAGAGAACAAUUAGCUAAAGUUAAUACCCUUGAAGAAAUGUUUGCUUUAUCAGAGGAAUUGCGAGAGAGGUUAACGAAAACUGCGGAGGAGUCUAACAAAGUUUCAGAAAUUCGUAAAGAUGAAAAUGGGUUUAAGAUGUUUCCAUACUGGAUCUGUCAACCUAAUAUAAGAACAGCAAGUGGUAAUUCAAAAAAAGAGAAAGAAGAAACUAUUGAGUCGGAUAUCAUUUCGGUAACUUUACAACGUGAAUAG
Rhizophagus irregularis DAOM 181602=DAOM 197198 is the source of this 1149-nucleotide messenger RNA. The record is from RefSeq and is a predicted model, not a curated record. Lineage: Eukaryota; Fungi; Glomeromycota; Glomeromycetes; Glomerales; Glomeraceae.